AUGUCCUCCAUAUUACUUUUUAUCAUAGUUUUUCAAUAUUUGUUAAUUUCUUUCUCUGGUACGUCUUACAAAAGGUUUGUAGCAGAUGGAGCUUCAAUUUUUUUAAGAAAUCCCUACAAAAUAACUUUGGGGAAAUCAGAGAAAAGAGGAAAAGUUUUUAGCGAGUUUUCGGAGGAGGAAGAUUCAAUAGUUCGUCGCGACACAGAAGAAAAAAAAAAGUGGUUUGGAAAAGGGCAUGAUGAAUAUAAAAAGGUAAAGGAGAAGAAGAAUGUUGUUCUAGAAGGAAAACAAAUCGGUAAGGAGGAAAAUAAUUUGGUUGAAGAAGAAAACGAUUCGGUUGGACAAGAAAAUCAUUAUGUUGAGGAAGAAGACAACGUUGGUAUUGUAAAAAAGGAGAAAGACGAAAAAAUUGUUGUAGAGAAAGAAAAAGAAAUAGGAGUAAUUGAAAAAGAAAAAGAAAUAGGAGUAAUUGAAAAAGAAAAAGAAACAGGAGUAAUUGAAAGAGAAAAAGAAACAGGAGUAAUUGAAAGAGAAAAUAUUUCUGGUGUAGAAGUAAAUAAUAAAGAUAGUCAAGAAGACAUUUAUAAUUCAAAUGUAGAUAAAAAUUCAUUCGCUGAUGAUAAUAAUAGAGAUGAUAUUUUGGUAAGGAGAAAAAAGGUUUCAAAUAAAGAUAGCUUUUUUAUGAAUGAUAUAAUACGAGGAGAAAACGAAGAUGAUGAUGAUAAUGAUAAUAAUGAUGAUAAUGAGGAGGAGGAUGAGAAAGUAACUAAAAGUUUGGAAAAUGUAAAAUUAGGUGAAUUACCUAAAUUACAUUAUAUUUUUGGAACAAGUAUUACAGAUAAUGAUGAUGAUACUGAAAUUCGUAAUGAAAGUGAAAUAGAUGAUAUAGAUGAAUUAGAUGAAGAAGAAUAUGAUUGGACCGAACAUGUAUAUAAUUAUAAGCCUACCACUUAUUUAUUACCUGGUUUAGGAGGGAGUACAUUAAUAGCAGAAUAUAAGAAUGCAACAAUUCAUAGUUGUAGUAGAUAUAUAUUGAAUUCGAAACCUUUUCGUAUUUGGAUAAGUUUAAGUAGAUUACUUUCUAUUCAAUCGAAUAUAUAUUGUACGUUUGAUACAAUACGUUUAAAAUAUGAUGAGAAAAAGAAUAUAUAUUAUAAUCAACCAGGAGUAUUUAUAGAUGUAGAGAAGUUUGGUAAUCUUAAGGGUAUAGAAUAUUUGGAUUAUUUUAAUAAUACAGGUAUAGGAAUAACAAAAUAUUUUAAUGUGGUUGGACAAUAUUUUACAUCUCAUGGAUAUGUGGAUGGAGAAAGUAUUAUAGGAGCUCCAUAUGAUUGGAGAUAUCCAUUAAGUCAACAAAAUUAUAAAAUUCUUAAAGAACAUAUAGAAUAUAUAUAUGAGAAGAGAAAUGGUACAAAGGUUAAUUUAAUAGGUCAUAGUUUGGGAGGUUUAUAUUUAAAUUUCUUCUUAAGUCGUAUAGUAAGCAAAAAAUGGAAGCAAAAACAUUUGAAUAAAAUAAUAUUUAUUAGUACCCCUUUUAAAGGAUCUGUUAAAACAAUUAGGGCAUUAAUUCAAAGUAGGAAAGAUUUUAUAUCAUUUAGAAUUACAAAGUUGAUAAAAUUAUCUAUACCAGAAAGUAUGAUGAAAGCAUUAGGUAAUUCAUUAGGUUCUUUAUUUGACAUUUUACCUUAUAGAGAAUAUUAUAAAAGAGAUCAAGUUGUGAUAUUAAUAAAUAUGAGUAAUACCCCAAUUGAUGAAGAUCAUGUUCAAUAUCUAGUUACAUUAUGUGGUAUUUAUAAACCUGAAUGUUAUCGUAAUAGAGAAGAUGUAAAUUUAAAAGUUUAUACAUUAGAAAAUUGGCACGAAUUAUUAGAUGAUAAAUUAAAAGCCAAAUAUGAAAAUUAUAAAUUAUAUAGAGAAAGAUAUUAUAAUAAAGACCAUGGAGUACCUAUAUAUUGUUUAUAUAGUACUAUUAAUAAAAAAGAAACUGAAUAUUUAUUAUAUUUUGAAACACAAAAUACACGUGAAGAACCUAUUAUAUAUUAUGGUACAGGAGAUGGUACUGUAGGUACAGAAAGUUUACAAGCAUGUAGUAAUUUUUACAAUACCGUAUUAACUCAUCACUUUUCUGAUACUAGUCACGUUGGAAUAUUGUAUACUAAUGAAACAGCUAAGUAUAUAUACGACAUUGUACAAAGUCCAAAUUAA
Messenger RNA from Plasmodium reichenowi, 2205 nucleotides. RefSeq names its product phosphatidylcholine-sterol acyltransferase, putative. Gene Ontology annotation, biological process: lipid metabolic process. The record is from RefSeq and is a predicted model, not a curated record. The transcript has a single exon. Bases 1 to 2205 code for a protein of 734 amino acids. NCBI's taxonomy places the organism in Eukaryota, Apicomplexa, Aconoidasida, Haemosporida, Plasmodiidae.